Anthostomella pinea is the source of this 1329-nucleotide messenger RNA. The record is from the annotation of a GenBank genome assembly. NCBI's taxonomy places the organism in Eukaryota, Fungi, Ascomycota, Sordariomycetes, Xylariales, Xylariaceae.
AUGAUGCACCCAUGGGGCGACGAGGAAGACGAGCCGAUCACCUUCCCGGGACUCAUGAUGGCAGACAGCCAGAUCAGCGCGCUGGACAUAUCGCAAGGCAUGGGCGGCAAGGACGACAAUGACACAACGCACAUCUACGAGGACGGCCUGGUCACCUCUAAACCGUCAUCGACGAAAAUAACAGCAAAGCCGUGCAGACGUCCCCGAGCCACAGAAUCCCCCAUGCAGCAGCAGCAGCAGCAGCAGCAGCGGCAGCACACCAACACAGGCUACUCCUCCGGCUUGACCUUCAACAAUUCCUUCCACACCGCGCUCCGCAACACAAACAUAAACCCAUCCCCAAGCCCACAGCCUCCCAAGACCAGCAACUACAACCGUAAAAGCCCACCGUCAGAAGACCCCCCUUCCCUCUCUUCCUCCUGGUCCUCUACCACCACGACCCUCGCCUCCGCGCCCCGCCACCCCAACGAGAACCAGCAGGACCUAGCCGUGCGCAUCAACGCCCUCAGCGCCGCCAUCUCCACCGGCACGGGUACCUGCCUCGAAGUCUCCGCCAGGAUGCUCGCCCUGGCGCGCGACAACCGCCACCACGCCUAUGCCGCCGGCAACACGCUGGACGCGUACGUGCUGCGGCCGGCGCUAGCGGCGCUCGGCGGCGGGAUCACCACGGCGCUGCGCACGUACUGCCCCGGCGUCCUGGGGGUCGUCGGGGUCGGGGGCGGAGAUGGAGGUAAAGAAGGGGGUGGUGGCGGCGUGCUUCGAGUGCGCGUGUCGGGAGAGGGGACGGCGGAGAGGCAGAGGCUGAAGGACCGCCUCGUCGAGCAGGAUGCCCUGCUGAGCGACUCGAACCAGCACUUGCGCCGCCUGAUAUCGGAACGAAACGCCCUACGAAAACAACUCGAGGCGGUAGAAACGGCCCGGGAAAAAGGCGAAAAGGGGGGAAAGGACACGGCGACGAGUAAAAAGAAAGGGGAGGGCCGGAUCUCGGAGAAGAAGAAAGACACCGCAACGUUGCCAAGCUCAGCAGAGGAAGUACCGAGCACGGAGGCGAGAAGGCUAAGCUCGGCAGCGACAACGAUCGCACGCCCCCGCCCCCAAGACAACAACGACGAAGGCGAAGAGAACGGGAACGAAGAUGCAGACGCUCGAAACCGGGAGAAGCAGCUGACAGAGCAGCUGACAGAGCAGCUGAGGGAGCUGCGCGUGCUGGUCGACCAGAUGGCGCUGUACGAUUCAUCGAGCCACAACCGGCUCAGCAUGCCCUUUGUGCACCGCGAGGCCCAGCCGACGACGGAGAUGGAGGACCUACAAGACUAUAUAAUCUUGUAA